AUGCGUGGCUUUAUCCCUUCAUUUCUAGCAACUGUACUAGUUGCGGCUGUGACAGUACAUGCCCAAGUCAAGUCUUACAUUCCGACUGAAGCAGAGUACCGUACAGAGUGCAAAACCUGCCCACGCUCACUUUGUCCUAAUAAGCUUUACUAUGAAUACGAAGAGCGCCUCAACGUAACAUGUUGGACACACGGAACGAAGAUCAUGGGAGAUAACUUAUGGCUCAAGACUGAGGCUGGCUGCUACAUAACCCAGUACGAUGUGCUAGAGUACGCUGGAGACUACACAACUGAUCUUAAAUACUGCGGCCCCGCUUCUGAGGUUCAGAGGCUUACCCUUCAAGAUGCAAAACUGAAAUACAAGACUGAGUGCAGAAUCUGCCCCGAGCUGAACUGCGAUGUCGUAUCAUAUCUCAACGAGAACACCGAGUUGGACCUGACUUGCUGGUAUCCAGACGGACAACUCAUCAUUGAUGAUCCAUACUGGCACAAAACAACAAACAACUGCUACGUCGCAAGGAAAAACUUGUACUCGAAACCUGACCUGACCAAGCUGGAUGAUUGCGGCCCCGUCCCAUUUCUCGAGAUCUUACACCACAACAAUGAAAACGGUACAAGCGACGUGAACAGGCGUGAGCCGACCCCAGAGCCAGAGCCAGAGCUCGUGCCUGCGCCUAUUCCCAAACGCGAAGCAGACAUGAAUGUCAUGUACCUCAUCAACGUCACUGUCGGCGAGGAGUACGCCUACUGCCGCUCCUGUCCCAAGGAGUCGUGCAAAAUCGAGAAGACAUUCGAGUUCAACAACGAGGUCUGGCUGCAAUGUCUCAAGACCAUCAAUAACCUCCCUAGUGAGGGGCCCAUCGAGCGCUGGAGCUUGACGACCGAUUUCUGCUAUAUCAACAACAAUGACUUUUGGGAAGAUCCGGCGGGAGAUUUCUACCGUUUCCCCUCUUGCGACCGGUUCGAGCAGGGCGGUGGCUCGGGUGGCGACGAGGAUUAA
Molecule: messenger RNA, 999 nt
Organism: Bipolaris zeicola 26-R-13
Lineage: Eukaryota; Fungi; Ascomycota; Dothideomycetes; Pleosporales; Pleosporaceae
Exons: 3
Coding region: 1-999 (332 amino acids)
Source: RefSeq, a predicted model, not a curated record